Molecule: messenger RNA, 414 nt
Organism: Dibothriocephalus latus
Lineage: Eukaryota; Metazoa; Platyhelminthes; Cestoda; Diphyllobothriidea; Diphyllobothriidae
Source: the annotation of a GenBank genome assembly
AUGAAGUUCAUGGCUAUUGUCCUUGUGUUACAAGUAAACUAUGUUUCUAGUUAUAAGGAGGCAAGCAGACUCUAUGACGUUCUUAUGAACCAACAACAUUACAACAAAAUUGUUAGACCAGUUCGGAACUUCAGUGAAUCACUGACUGUCUUCUUCGGUCUGGGCCUUUUGCAACUCAUGGAUGUGAAGUUCGUUGGGCAGCUUCGGCUGGCAGAAAUGCGAUUAACCAUCUUUUCCUCUGCUAUCUUUCAAAAGGAUGAAGUCAAUCAAGUUAUUACCUCCAACGUUUUGGUGUCACUGGAAUGGACGGAUAUAAAACUCACUUGGCGCCCCGAGGACUUUGGGGGUGUCACGAAUUUGUUUAUUCCAUCUGAGCUUCUCUGGCUGCCUGAUCUUAUGUUGUACAACAAGUGA